AGUUUAGUCUGUUUUUGUUUUUUUUGGUUUUGUUUGCAUACUCCAGUAUGAAUUUUAAUCUGUGUAAAAACAGCACCUGUGGUCCUCUGUCACGUACAUACAGUACGUUGUCUCUGAACUGUUGACUCGGCUACGGCUGGUGCACUCAGGUGCUGUAGAAAGGGAGAGAGAGAGCAGCACAUCCUACUCACUCGCUCCAUUCAUCGGUGAGUGGGAGGAGGUGAGAGCAGGCGAGUAUUCACUCUGAGCAAUGUCAUCCACCGGGCUCUGUCAAUAUGCAGACGAAAAACAUGCCUGACGAGAACGUACUGCACUUUUUAUAUCAAUAUAUUUAAUAGAAUUUGUAGCUCUUUGACGCCUCCCAAAAGCACAUUCCUACAGAGGAGACCAUACAUGUUGUAGGUGGAGACAUUUGAGUUUUUACUUGACCACUCCUGUCUCCUCUGAAAGCCUGGACGUCUCCUGUCAGGUUUCCUGUGAGAAUAGACAGCUCAGUGUCACAGAAGAACACAGAGUUCAGAGGAGAUCACAAGCAGAGCAGCAGUUUCCCGGCUCCUCUGGGGAAACCAGAUGAACCCCUUCAAAGUGAUAAUGUAAAUAGUUCUGGUGCAACUGUGGGAGUUUGAGGCAAACCUGAAGGAUCCUCCUGCAGGAUAAGAGUCAAAGCCUGCGGCCAACAUCAUCGAGGACAGGCAACAGGCAGUGCAACAAGGACAUGAGUCUCGUGGACGUGAGACAGGCAGCAGGGUCACUGACCCUGCCACUGUCCGUCAAUGACCCCAAGGAGCAGAACUUUGUCCACGUGAAUGAGAACGAUCCAGAAUUCUUACGCGGCAAGAACAUGUCGCCAGACCUGAGGCAGGACUUCAACAUGAUGGAGCAGAAGAAGAGAGUCACCCAGAUUCUGCAGAGCCCUGUGUUUAAGGACGAGCUGGAAGGGCUGAUCCAGGACCAGCUGACUAAAGGCAACAACCCCACUGGCCUCUUGGCCCUGAGGCAGAUCGCUGACCUGGUCAUGGCGAGUACCUUGGGUGGAGCUGGUCCUCUGACAUCACCCUUCAGUUUUGGGAUGGUGAGUCCAGUCAAUGAUCUGUAUGGUGCUGAGACUCCGUCCUACACUAAAGGGGAGAAAUCCAGCCGUUGCAGGCUGGCCAGCCUCUACAGGCUUGUUGACCUCUUCAGCUGGGCUCGUUUUACAAGCUCCUACAUUACAGUGCGGGUGAGUAAAGAGCAGGACCACGUCCUCAUCAGUCCACGGGGUCUGUCCUUCGCCGAAGUGACUGCAGCAAACUUGGUGAAAGUCAACAUAAUCGGUGAGGUGGUGGACCAGGGUUCUACUGAUCUGGCCAUUGACCACUUUGGAUUUGGCCCUCAUGCUGCCAUAUACUCCAUGCGUCCAGAUGUGAGGUGCAUCGUCCAUAUACACAGCCCUGCCACGGCCGCUGUGUCCUCGAUGAAAUGUGGAGUCCUGCCCAUUUCCCAGGAGGCUUUGCUUCUGGGAGACGUGAGCUGCUUCGGUUACUAUGGCAGCUUGGAAAAUAAAGAAGAGAAGGUGGAGUUUCAAAAAGCACUGGGACCGACUGCCAAGGUGAUGAUCCUGAGGAACCAUGGGCUGUUGGCUUUGGGAGAAACAGUAGAAGAAGCUUUUUACUAUGCCUACCACUCACAGCAAGCCUGUGAAAUCCAGGUCGAUGCUUUGAAGUGUGCAGGCGGCGUGGACAACCUCGUGCUUCUGGACAGGGAGAAGUUUAAACCCCUGACCCAGGGAGUGGCCACCGCCGGGGUGGUUGUGGACAAUGAGGUUAAAUGGAAAGUGGGCGAGGCCGAGUUCGAGUCCCUGAUGAGGAUGCUGGACAACCUGGGCUACAGGACGGGCCACACGUACAGGAACCCUAUUGUCCGUGAAAAACCCCGCUCUAAAAACGACGUGGAGAUCCCCGCCACGGUGUCUGCGGUGCCGAUGGAGGACGGCGGGAUGUGUCUGCGUAGCCCCUUCAAGUUUAUGGCACAGAAACAGCAGAGAGAAAGAACCCGGUGGCUCAACUCACCCAACAGCUACCUGAGAGUCAAUGUUCCCGAACAGUCACCCAGCGGGGAUGUGAGCCCCAGGACUAAAACCAUGUGGAUGAAGUCUUCUCAGCCAGGCAAUACCACUGGCACCCCAAUAAAGAUCGAGGACCCCAAUCAGUUUGUCCCACUCAACACAAAUCCCACUGAGGUCUUGGAUAAGAGGAACAGGAUAAAAGAACAGCACAGAGGGGACCAGAUGACUGCAGGUCCAAAGUCUCAGUUACUGGCAGGCAUUGUUGUGGACACCAUCCCAGGACCGGCUUUCAUCACCGAAGACGAGGAGCUGACUCGCUCUCUUCCUCCCAACCCCUUUAAUGAGCUUACAGACAGAGUGCUGGAGGAAUACAAGACCCUGGUGGAGAGGAAGCAGAAAGGCCAAGAAGACGACGACGACGCCACCGACGCAGACGAGAUGACCACGUUCGACGGCUCCACCAUCUCCCUCUCCCUCUCCCCCAUAAUGACACCGGCUAAAGGAGACUCCAUACCCAAUGGGAAAGACCACUUAUCGGAGCUGGAGGAGGACCUGUGCAUCGAGAUAUCCAAGCUGAGUGUGAGCACUACGGAAACCGUGGAGAUAUCCAUCACGCCCAAGGAGAAGGUGGGAGAGCCCCAGACCCCCGAGAGUCAAACCAAGUCGGAUAAGAAAAAGAAGAAGAAGUUCCGUACGCCUUCCUUCUUGAAAAAGAGCAAGAAAAAGAAGGAGGAGCAAGAGAAAAUCGAAGCCUGAGCGCGUUCGCUGCAAAGACUGUUGUUUUACUUUGACAAAUAUGAACUGCCGUCUCCUUUCCAUUAGCGAUAUGAAUUUCUGAGGCAAAAAGCGUCCCAUGAAUGUGCUGUCCUUCAGAUGGUUAAAUGAGUGAUUGUUUUACCUUUUUUUUUUUAACCAAACCAUGAAGAGCUCAGUGAGCUGAGGUCAAUGCUUCUUCAUUUAACGUUUAACUUAGCUACAUAAUGUUUUACCAUUUGUGUUUUUUUUUUUGUUUUUUUAUAUUUGCACAAUUUCAAAGUUGAAUGUCUGCUUGGAAUAUUGCCUAACAAUUUUAAAUUAUAAUAACCAGACUUAUAUUUAGCCUCAUGAGAAGUACGAUUUCUAUCUGAACGUAUUCACAGUAUCUUUUAUCAAUGUACGUUGGUUUAUAACCCAUCCAUGACAUGAUAGUGUCACGUAGUUAAAUGUGUGAUUUAGUCAUCGUUAGAUAUUUACAAACUAACCUGUACUUAACAUGCUGUGAUCCAUGAUACAAUAAUAUUUUUUUUUACAUACUGUAUGAUGUAUCUGAGUAGGUAUUUUUAGGCCAUGGUUGCUGCUGCUGUUGUGAUUGUGACAAAUCGACUGUGAGCGACAGGUAGUUGGUGAGCGACAAGGUUGGAACUUUCACAGAUAAUCACUACAUGUGCAAAUGACGACAGUGAAAAAGGCCAAGUUUAAACUGCAGUAAUGGGUUGAUAGUGGUCAUGGUGUUUGAAGGGUCAGGGGUCAUGGUUGAUGGCAAUGGAAAGUUUUUAUGCUAACGUUUUUUUUUUGUUUGUUUUUUUAGAGAUAGGCAUCCCAGUUGAUACAUUUAUAUGUAUGUGUGUGCAUAUAUAUACAUAUAAAGCAUAUAUGUUGCCUAUAUAUGUGUGUAUAUAUACAUAUCUAUAUAUAUACAUCCCAGUUGAUAAUGUGAACAAUGUGAUGUUGACAAGUGCAGCAGUAGUUUUUUUUAUUAUGCAUUAAAUCUGUUGCCAGCUA
This is a messenger RNA of Cynoglossus semilaevis (tongue sole), 3805 nucleotides long. Its product is annotated as gamma-adducin-like. The coding region runs from base 716 to 2800 and encodes 694 amino acids. The transcript is spliced from 15 exons. Gene Ontology annotation, molecular function: actin filament binding. Gene Ontology annotation, cellular component: postsynaptic density; plasma membrane; cytoskeleton. NCBI's taxonomy places the organism in Eukaryota, Metazoa, Chordata, Actinopteri, Pleuronectiformes, Cynoglossidae. The record is from RefSeq and is a predicted model, not a curated record. Gene Ontology annotation, biological process: barbed-end actin filament capping.